This is a messenger RNA of Clupea harengus (Atlantic herring), 3056 nucleotides long. RefSeq names its product ADP-ribosylation factor 1 (gene arf1). The coding region runs from base 989 to 1531 and encodes 180 amino acids. NCBI's taxonomy places the organism in Eukaryota, Metazoa, Chordata, Actinopteri, Clupeiformes, Clupeidae. Gene Ontology annotation, molecular function: GTP binding; GTPase activity. The transcript is spliced from 4 exons. The record is from RefSeq and is a predicted model, not a curated record.
ACUGGUACAACAUUUGAUCAAAAGGUCUACACAGGGGGGUAUAAACCGUCUUGACUGCCUAUUUGCUACCUGGCGUUACAUGUUAAGGUCGUGCGACUCGUUACACGUCUGAGAUUUGUUGUCGCAAGCGGUCGGCUAAGUAGUUAUGCUAGCUCGCUAGCUAUACAUAGUCUUUGACAGUAUCGUUUUGCUAAGUUUAGUAAACAAUGUCAUUGACCUAGUAAGUUACCUUGUUAACGUGGUGUGAAAAUGAGUUUUCGUUUCCGGCGUUGAUGGAUUUGGUUUGGCUAUGAGCUACAUAACAUCGGUUAUAAGCUACAUAACAUCAGCUAGCGAGCUAACGUCAUAAUCUCAAUACAUUGGCUAACGUUAGAUAGCAUGCUCUGCUAGAACCAGUGGUAACGUAGUUCCGCAAGCGAAAACGGCAUUGCUUCCUUUCUUUACAUUCUAUUAGCUUACAGAAUAGGUGAGAUAAACGUUUGGUCGCUGAUUCUGACAGUAAUAUAGUGGCAUCUGAAAUAAAACGGUGUAUUUGGUACCAAGCUAUAGGAAGCUUGCAUUCAAAUACUAGCAAGCUAAAGUGAGCUGGUCAUCGUUAAUGAAUAAACUCUUUCAAUACUCAGCAUUCAUGGUUGGAAUAGGGUCUUAUAAAAUAGAAACGUGCGCAUAACUUUUCCAUUAUUUUAGACCAGUGUGGUGAUUUAACAAUUAAGUUAUUCCGCAUACCCCUGUACAAUCUGGCUAUCUUACUCAGAGCUAACGUUAAUUUACCCUGCCAUGAGAACCUGCCAUUAGUGAAAUUCAGCGAGGCCACCUACUAUGUAGAUCAUGAGUUAUAGCUAGAAUGAUUGCAAAUAUGUUCCCCCCCUCAACGUUGCAAGAUUAGUGUGUACUAUAUGUCGUGUGCUUGUGGUGAUAUGUUUGUUAAAUGUAUGUCUCCCCCACUCGGCAGAUUUCAGAGGAGCAAAUCCAUCCUUGAACCUGAACCAUGGGUAACUUAUUUGCCAGCUUGUUUAAAGCUUUUGGCAAAAAAGAAAUGCGAAUUCUCAUGGUUGGUCUUGAUGCUGCUGGCAAAACUACUAUUUUGUACAAGCUCAAACUUGGUGAAAUUGUCACCACUAUUCCUACUAUUGGUUUCAAUGUAGAAACUGUGGAAUAUAAGAACAUAAGUUUCACAGUUUGGGAUGUAGGUGGUCAGGAUAAAAUUCGACCGUUGUGGCGUCAUUACUUCCAGAACACACAGGGUCUUAUCUUCGUUGUGGACAGUAAUGAUCGAGAGCGUGUCAAUGAAGCUCGCGAGGAACUCAUGAGAAUGUUAGCUGAGGAUGAGCUCAGAGAAGCAGUUUUAUUAGUAUUCGCCAACAAACAGGAUCUCCCGAAUGCCAUGAACGCUGCUGAGAUCACAGACAAACUAGGACUGCACUCCUUGCGCCACAGAAACUGGUACAUCCAGGCCACUUGUGCCACCAGUGGUGACGGCCUGUAUGAAGGACUAGACUGGCUUUCCAAUCAGCUGAAGAACCAGAAAUGAUGACCGUGUGUCCCAUCUCUUAGUUGCUCUGUCUCCUCCUCUCCAUCUCUCUGGCUCCUCAUGUUGGAAAAUCAAGCUACUAUGGGGUUUAAAAUGUAAGGGUGGCAGACGCCGCCCUCAUCUCAUGUCCGGUCACGGCAAUAUUUUACUAGUGAGAAGAUGAACGAGUUUUAGCCGUCAGGUCUCUUAUUUAAUGUAAAUAGUCUUGUUUUGGUAUGGGGCUGCCUGAUGCACUCAUAUGCAAUAUGUAACUUACUCAGUAUUUCCUAACUUUUGUUAUUUAAUAACCCUUUAACAGGUGUUUGAUGGAACAUGUUUAGGGAGUGGAAAAGGGAGAACAGAAGCAACCUUUCUAAAGGAAUCAGUCAUCUUAAGCACUCCUUUCUCUGUUAGUUGAUGCCUUUAUGGAUAUAAUCUCCUCUGAAACUCAUGUAACAUUGCACAUGUACUUAAAGAGGAGCAGUUGUAAUCAUUAAAACUAAAUACAAGAUGCCAGUGGAUACUGUACAGACACACUACCUGCUACCUUUCCUUUCUUUUAAUUAUGACUAUCAUAUAAACAUAAUGAACUAUGAAACAGUUGUUGAUACCGUAGUUACACUGUGUCCUGUUAACAGCAAGUGAUCUUUUUACGAUCCAGCUACAAAUAGGACUUCUAGUCGGAACCUAUCAAUUGUUGAGCUUUAUCUAUCAUUGGAUGCUAUUGAAAGGUGUUUUGGGGUGAUUUCUAUGCAUUUUACGUGUGGGCUGUCAAGGUUAGGUGAGGUGUGAUGGCCUUUGCUUCACCUGCUUUUGUGUAGGAGAACAUCAUUGUGUCUCAGGUUAAUCAUGUUCUGCCUUGUUAAAGAACCUGAAUGAGCAAAACUGCAUGGUAGUGAAGGAAUGGGUGGGGCUUUGAUUGUUUACAUUUUUAGCCUACUCAGUGCUCAUUGCCCUUGAUAACUGGUGCCUAAGGCUUAUGGGGGCUCUGUAAGAUUGGUCAGUUAACACAUCGCUAUAGAUAAGCAUUGCAAUGAAAUAACCAUCAUACAUGUUGUUCAGGGUGAUCGGCUUCGUGGCUGAUUUCUCCAGGCCUCCAUGGCUUUUCUCAUGCCUUUUCUCAAAAUCAGUACAUGACCCUCAAUGUGGAAUGUGGCAUGUUUAUAGCAAUAUGAAAUAUCUGAUUGAUUCUACAAAUACAGUGCUAGAGGGUACUUGUUAAGCUACUGGGUAUGGUCUCCAAGUCAACUGUUACAAGUGUACUGUUUGAUAGCUUUAGAUACCAUUUGAAUGAUUUAUCACAUUACUAUAAGAUAAUGCGUGAUGCAGAAAACUUGAAGCAACAAAUCUUUUUUGUUAUUUUGGUCGGACAAACAACCUCUUGGAGUUCGCUUUACAUUGCUUGACUUGGAGUUCAAAACUGUGUUGAUCUUGUAGAUUGUCUGUUAGUGUGAUUCCUUAACAUGAAUGAUUUAUUUUUUACAUGUCAACUUUUCUCAGCUUUGAUUUUGACAGAAAAGCACUGUAAUUAAAGCAGUUAGAAUAA